Messenger RNA from Solanum dulcamara, 1807 nucleotides. RefSeq lists its product as uncharacterized. The record is from RefSeq and is a predicted model, not a curated record. NCBI's taxonomy places the organism in Eukaryota, Viridiplantae, Streptophyta, Magnoliopsida, Solanales, Solanaceae. The coding region runs from base 154 to 522 and encodes 122 amino acids. The transcript is spliced from 2 exons.
ACCUUUUUUUCACUAUAAUUAACCCGACUAGGGUUCAAGGUACAAAUCACCCCCAAAUCCCCUUGCUUCGCUUAUCAAAUUACUCUUCAAUCUUCAAUAUUUUCUUCGAUUUUGCUGAAUUUAAGUAUAUUUCUAUAGUUUUCGCUUCUAACGAUGCCAAAAAAGAGUAAAGGAGAAACAGUGGAAGUAGCAGCAGCUGAUGUUGUAGAAAAGGAGAAACAAAUUUCUUCGUCUAAAUCCAAAAAGCCCGGCAGUGAAAUCGACGAUAUUUUUGCUGGAAAAAAGAGGAAGAAACCGGAAUUACAAGAAAAAUCAAGCGGAGAUGCCGUUUCAGAGCCGAAAAAGCUGAAGAAAAACAAGGUAAAAGGUAGUAGGAUUCCGAAAGAUAAUGUGUUAUCUGAGCAACCACGUCGGUCGAGGAAGAAAACGGCAGAUGGGUUUACUUUAUACACGGAAGAGGAGUUGGGUAUUGGGAGGUCUAAUGCUGGAGGAAUAUCCGAAGAUGUCACGCCCGUCGUAUAAGCGGUUGCACCUAGACAUACUUCAUAAAUAAUCAGCAUUGGUUAUAACUUUGCAAAAGUCAGAGAUGAUCUCAUGUGAAAUGCCGUGAUAGCAAAGGCAUCAGAGGAGAUAGGUAGACCAGUAUGAGUACACUGAAUAGUUCUUCACUGUAGACACUGUGGGUGCAGGACUCACGUCUACGGACAAGCUCAUGAAGCUUACCUGUAAACUAUGUUGCUCAGACUCUUCAAAAAAUGGUGAUGGGUGCGUGUCGGAUACUCCAAAAGUGGUGCAUUUUGGAGAAUCUGACAUGGGUGCAGCAACAAUUUUGGAGAGUCCAAGCAACAUAGCCUGUAAACACAAAAGUACUUAGGUCCCUAUAUUAAUAUAAGAAGUGUUAUUUUGGUAUUAUCCAAGCAUUGCGACAAUCAGGUAAUUAUAAAGAAGUGGGGAUAAGACCAUCUGGAUCAUUGCCUGUAUCCAUGUGAAUGCCAUGCUUGGGCUGUUUAAUUAGUUCCAGAUUUGGUGAUCUGAUGAAGAUGGUUCCAUCAUCUGGGAGUUUGGAGUCACCGAUCUGGCCAACAUUUUCAGGACCAGUAAGAAAAGAUGAAACCACUUUGAGUAGUUCCUUUUAACGUGGCAUUUCUGAAAUUGGAACAAGGUCCUUAAUGUGAAGAAAGGGUCCAAACAUGAUGGGAAGAAAAGAAUUGAAAGGAGAAAAACAUCAAUGCGCUAGGAGCAAAAGCAGCAAGUUGAAGGUUAGAGAAUGGUGUUGGCGGCAUGCUGAUGCCUAUCAGAGCAAUGUGCAAAGGCUAGCAGAAUGGCACAUAAAAGUGUCAUGGAGGGAGAAAAGCUUAGGUGUUUGUCAGAGUAACCCGUGAGUUAGUCAUGCCAAGGAGAGGGACUGAGCGUGCAGCUAGAAAGAGGAGAGAAAAAUAAGGCUAGGGAAACCAAACCUCCCAGGUGUGGGGUUGUAUUGUUAUAGCUCAUCCUGGAGGCCUUCAUGAAGUGCCUAAUACUUGUUUGAACUGUGAAGAAUUACUUGCACAAUCUAAUUCAAGUCACCAAUUUCAUUUGUGCUUGGAAUAAUCUAAGAGUGUGGCAACAUUUUUGGAAUAAUUUUGGAGACCUCUCUAGGUUUCCUUCGCAACAUUGACCUCUCUUGUGGCUUACAAUAUUAUGCUUACCUCUUGAUUUUUGUAAUAAUUCAACAUUAAGGGUUAUGUACUAAUUAAAUCAUUGACCAAAGUUUAAGGCCCGGUUGUCCUAAAGACCUUCUCUCCCUUCUUUCAUUAUUGAAAAUAUU